AUGAUGUUCAUUUCUCCCAUUCGCAAUUGCAACCUCAGUGGUCCUCUUCCAAUUGUUCACAAGUAUUAUCAGUCUGGAGACUUAAUCAUUGCUGCUAUUAUUUAUCAGGUUUCCUUUCUUUCAAACAAGAUCACUUUUCAAAGUGUUCCUUCUCAUGAAGUGCUUGAUCAGUACCUGUUCCUCACUCAUAAUUACCAACACACUUUGGCUCUGGCAUUUGCUGUAAAGGAGAUCAAUGAACAUUCUGAGAUUUUACCCAAUGUUAGCCUCGGUUUCCACAUCGCUACCGACUAUCCGGAGGAAAGUUCAACUUAUCUUUUACCCCUGAAAUUUCUAUCUACAAAAGAUAAGUUUAUCCCCAACUACAAGUGUAAUGACCAGACCAAUACAGUAGCUGUCAUUGGAGGACCCCGUACUAAGACCUAUCUCAACAUGGCAACCCCUCUGUGCAACUACAAGUUUCCUCAGCUUCACCAUUUUCUGCAGCAAGUCUCCUUUAACAACAGUGCCGGAGAACAGAUUUCUUUUGGCCCUAAUGGAGAAUUAUUAACUGGAUUUGAUAUUUUCAGUUGGGUCACAUUCCCAAACAACUCCUUUCUGAGAGUACAAGUUGGAAAGAUUGACCCCAUGGCUCCCCCGGGGAAUCUUCUCACCAUUUCUGCCAAGGAUGCUGUUUGGCCCCCCAUAUUUAACCAGACAUUGCCUCUUUCCAUCUGUAACAAGAAAUGUCCUUUAGGCCAUAGCAAGAUAAAAGUGGAAGGGAAAUUAUCUUGCUGCUAUGAUUGUAGACUGUGUCCAGAAGGGAAGAUAGCUGACCAAAUGGACGUAGAUGACUGUUUCCCGUGUCCAGAAGAUCAAUAUCCAAACAAGGAUCGGGAGAGUUGCCUUCAAAAAAGCAUAACUUACUUGACUUAUCAAGAGCCUUUGGGGAUUUCUUUAGUAGUGAUCUCAGUUUCCUUUUCUUUCAUCUCAGUGUUCAUGCUAGGUAUCUUUAUUAAACAGUGGAACACCCCCAUAGUCAAAGCCAACAACAGGAACCUCACCUACAUUCUUCUCAUUGCUCUCCUGCUCUCCUUCUUCCUUUGCACUUUGCUCUUCAUUGGGCAACCUGACUAAGGGAAAUGUCUCUUGCAACAAAUGGCUUUUGGCAUCAUCUUCUCUGUAGCUCUUUCUUGUAUCUUGGAGAAAACAACCAUUGUUGUUCUUGCUUUCAUGGCCACCAAACCAGGCUCCCAAAUGAGGAAGUGGGUGGGGAAAAGGCUGGCGAUUUCUAUUGUCCUAUCUUGCUCUCUGGCACAAUUCUCCAUUUGUGUAGUGUGGCUGGCACUUUCUCCCCCAUUCCCAGAUUCUGACAUGCACUCCAUGGCUGAAGAAACUGUUCUGCAAUGUAAUGAAGGAUCAACCACAAUGUUCUGUGUUGUCCUUGGCUUUAUGGGGUUCUUGACUGCAGUCAGCUUCACCGUGGCCUUCCUAGCUAGGAAUUUACCUGACAGCUUCAAUGAAGCCAAAUUUAUCUCCUUCAGUAUGUUGGUCUUUUGCAGUGUUUGGGUGUCCUUUGUUCCAACUUAUCUGAGCACCAAGGGGAAAUACAUGGUGGCGGUGGAGAUCUUCUCCAUUUUGGCUUCAGCAGCUGGAUUACUGUGCUGCAUCUUUUUCCCCAAAUGCUAUAUCAUUAUUCUGAGACCUGAUUUGAAUAAGAAGGAGCAACUAAUAAAGAAAUGA
This is a messenger RNA of Python bivittatus (Burmese python), 1722 nucleotides long. NCBI's taxonomy places the organism in Eukaryota, Metazoa, Chordata, Lepidosauria, Squamata, Pythonidae. The record is from RefSeq and is a predicted model, not a curated record.